Messenger RNA from Cryptomeria japonica (Japanese cedar), 3912 nucleotides. RefSeq lists its product as uncharacterized. The transcript is spliced from 8 exons. Gene Ontology annotation, molecular function: protein binding. Lineage: Eukaryota; Viridiplantae; Streptophyta; Pinopsida; Cupressales; Cupressaceae. The record is from RefSeq and is a predicted model, not a curated record. The coding region runs from base 1230 to 3785 and encodes 851 amino acids.
CGGGAAAAGAAAUGGAUUGUAAAUUCCUGCGGUGGAAAUUAGAAAUGGUGAAUUUGUUGGGUAUAAAAUGGAAAAUUGAAAAAAAAGAAGCAAAUGCGCUUCUGUAAAUACGCACAAAGUGGAAUAUGAAUACGGAGAUUGUAUGUGGAAUGUAGUACUGUGAUGAAUACAGAGGGAAGAAUCCAGCGAGGUUUUUUUUAAUUGUUUAUUUAUUUAUUGGUUCGGUUUUUGACGUUUUGUUUUGAGGAGGUUUGAAUUGAAUUGGGAUUAAAUUGGAAGUGUGAUUAGUGUUGAGCAGAGAGACAUGAUUUUAAUGUUUGGGUUGCUUUCUCGGGGGGUAGAUUUUUGAGGACUUAUUUUUCGGUUGCUAUAUUUAGAGACUGUGAAUCUUACUGGAAACCUUUGGGCCUGUUUUUUCCGCGAGUUUUUUGGGCCUGUUUUGCGUUUAUUUGGUUAAUAAAAGCGAGUGCGGAGCAAACCCUAUGAAGGAUUUGUUCAAAUUGUAGCGAUCUGGUGAAAAUAUCAGGAUUUGAGAGAGAAUACCUGGAGAAGAAUGGCGGAGGUUUGGCUAGUUGGCGGCCGUCCAGAGUCGGGCAGGAGUAAUUGGUAGAGCUGUUACAUUUGGAGGUGGAAUUCAUUGUGUUUGAGGCGGAAUGCAGAGGAUUUGAGGUGUGGAAUGGGUUUGGGGCCGCAGCGAAGGUUAGAUGAAAGACGUUCAAAUACAUUAAAGGUGUGUUUUUCGGUGACUGAAGGUUAAAUGCGGCCGAUUAUGAGGUGAUUUCUCAGUUUGGGUAUCAAAUUUGUGCGAUUGGAGGCCGCGGCAUAUAUAAUGACUGUGUAUCGAAUUUGGAGCUGAAAUAUGGCCCUUUGAGGCUAAAUGCCUUGGAUUUGAGGGUAUUAUGGCCAACUUGUGCUACUUCAUUAUUUCGAAGAAUUUGCAGUCCAACUUUAACGAGUUCUCUGUGGAGCUAUUGAGAGUAAUAUUGCAGAAUCAGGGAUUGCUAAAACUUCUCUGUUUUAGGAUAUUAUCCGGAGUCACUGCUUCUAAUCCGAUUUGGUGUCAGUUUUGGAUUCUCUCGGAAUUCAAAAUAAGGAAAAUUAGGGGUUCAUAGGUCCAUCUUUAGUAAAACCAGGUCAAUCAGUUUUUUUUCCUCCUAUUUACAAGCACCUCCGUGGAUUCUGGGAGUGGUGUGAGCCCAUGCUUAUUUAAAAGUAGUUGAGAGAAAAUAAUGGAUCGCUCUGUCGAUGAGGAGAGCGAUCAAUUCUUUGAGACAUUAGAAGAAAUGGCAUCUUUCUCUGACUCUGGAUCAGACUGUGCUGAAAAUGAGACCUCUGUCCGCAGAAAUGGAGACCUGAAAGCAAAGUAUGAGAUUUGGCAGAAAGAGCCCACCAGCAUUCAGGAGAGGAGGCAGAUGUUUCUCAGAGAGAUGGGGUUUAUCAAAGCAAAUAAUUCUACUUCUUUGGAGCCAGAUGCGGAUCCUAACCAAUGUCCUGGAAUCGAAAGAUUGAGAGAAAACAGUGGAGCUGUGCUGAGAAGUAGUUCAGAAUCAGACCCACAGGGCAAACCUCCCAUUUAUGCCAGCCAAAAUACUGCUAUAUUGCAGCAGAGAUAUCGUUUAUCCACAUCUAGUGGCUCAAGUGUUGGUACUGCAGAUACGGGAGAGAUUGGAGAUGUCGCCUUCUCCCCUGAAGAUAGCAGUGGUGAAUUUAUCUGCAAAAUUAAGAACUUAGACAGUGGGAAGGAGUUCAUUGUAGAUGAGUUUAGGGAAGAUGGCAUGUGGAACAAGCUCAGAGAAGUGGGAACAGAUAGGCAUCUAACUUUGGAGGAGUUUGAAAGGUCUGUGGGGUUAUCUCCUUUUGUGCAAGAAGUCAUGCGGAGGGCAAGUGAAGUUCAACAAACACAGAACAGAGAAGUAAAUGCGAAUCAUUCUUCCAGAAAAGUAAUGAGGAAUUGGAUGAAAGCCUUAAGUUUUGCUGCUCAUUCAAUGUCAUGGCGUAAAGGCAAUCAACUUAUGUUUGAUUUAGGAAAAAAUAGUAGGGAAAGAUCUGGGACAUUUGCUGAUGUUUCUUGGGACAGGCCUCUGAGGACUAAAGUACGCCACAGUAGGAAGCAGUGCAAAGAAUUUAGCGCUCUUUACAUGGGCCAAGAGAUUCAAGCCCAUGAAGGUUCUAUCUGGACAAUGAAGUUCAGUUUCGAUGGGCGCUAUCUUGCAAGUGCUGGUCAGGACUGUGUGAUUCAAAUAAGGGAAGUGAUUGAAUCUAAAAGAAAAGUCGGGGCUGAUACACCCGAUGUUGACGGGACCAAUGCUUACCUUACUGUUAAUGGUUCACCAGAGGUAUUUCCAUUGAGUAUUAAAGCCCAUGCAAAUAAUACAAAAGGAUUGAAGAUUAAAUACUGCAAAAGGAGCUCAAAGUCAGACUGUAUUGUGCUCCCUGAGAGGGUUUUCAAGAUAUCAGAAAAGCCAUUAUGUUCUUUUCACGGACACCUUGAGGGUGUCUUGGAUAUUUCAUGGUCACCGUCACAGUAUUUGCUGCUCUCGUCAUCAAUGGACCAAACAGUUCGAUUAUGGGAUCUAGAACAUCAGAGUUGUCUAAAAAUAUUUUCUCAUAGUGAUUAUGUGACCUGUAUUCAGUUCAAUCCGGUUGAUGAUAGAUACUUUAUAAGUGGUUCAUUGGAUGGCAAAGUACGAAUUUGGAACAUUCCUGAACGUCGAGUUGUUGAUUGGAAUGAUAUUCGUGAAGUGGUCAGUGCAGCAUGCUACACUCCCGAUGGACAGGGAGGACUAGUGGGUUCAAUCACGGGAAGAUGCUACUUCUAUAAUGCAUCAGGAAACAAACUACAACUUGAAACUCAAGUGGGUGUUGACAGUAAAAAGGGGGUGUAUAGUAAGAAGAAGAAAUCUACUGGGAAGAAGGUUACUGGUUUUCAGUUUGCACCUGGAGAUUCACGGAAAGUAUUGGUAACUUCAGCAGAUUCACAGAUUCGUGUUUUUGAGGGUGUUGAGUUUAUUUGCAAAUAUAAAGGUUUUCGGAACACUUGCAGCCAAAUUUCUGCAUCAUUCACUGCAAAUGGGAAGCAUGUUGUUUGUGCAAGUGAGGAUUCACAUGUUUAUAUUUGGAACUAUGAGCUUCAUUGUGGUUCAACUGCAAAGAGCAUAAAGACUUCUCGAUCAUAUGAACAUUUUCUAUCACAAGGUGUUUUAGUUGCAGUUCCUUGGUCUGGUAUUAAGCAUGGAGCCUCAGAGUUGAAUUCAUCUGGAUGGAGGGACACCCAGUCGCCAUUGCAUAGAUGCGAGCAUACUGAGAGGCCACAUGGCUUUCUUUCAAGAGUAACAGGCAAGGAAGAGGAACAUGAGACUUCUUUGCAAUAUGUUUUUCAGGGGUCAGAUUUAUCUAGCUCAAGAACUUUGGCAGACAGCAAUGGUCUAGAUGGCCUUUCUAGAGGUUCAGCUCAUUUGUCAGAUUCAUAUGAGCCAAGAUUUAUGGAAUUUUCUGCUUCUGAUAGGAACACAGAUAAUAUUAAUUCAAGUCAUGGGUUUUUCUCGGAUAGCUUGUCUAAAGGCUCUGCAACAUGGCCCGAGGAAAAGCUUCCUCAGUUGACCAAAAAAUCCCUGUCAAAUAUAGCUUCUUCUAACUAUGACAUUCUGAAUACUGGUGUUUCUGAUACCAUUCAAAACGAGUCUAGAGUUGCUGGAGCUGCUGCAUGGGGCCUUGUUAUUGUCACUGCAGGUUGUGGGGGCGAGAUUAGAUCAUUCCAGAAUUAUGGCUUGCCUGUUUGUCUUUGACAAGCAUGUUAUUCAUAAGAAAAUCUGCCUGAUCUAAGUGAAAAUUCAAGGAAUUUUUACAGAUUUAAUUUGUAAUUCAAGUUUAAAGCAUUAAUAUGCAUUCUGUUGUUGCUAUUAAUAUCUCAAA